AUGGAUUCCUCUACAGAAGAAGCAGAUGAGACAAUCAACAUUUGUGCCCGCUGCAGGGAAGCUGCCACGAAAAUCUGCGAUGGUUGCCGUCAAGCGCCAGAUGCCGAAGGAGGACACGUCGAGUCUGUAUGGUACUGCAGCGUGAAGUGUCAGGAAGCUGAUUGGACGUACCACAAGAGCGAUUGCAAGAAGGCUCAGGCCCGCAAAUCUCUUUAUCGUGUGGCGGAGACAGCACAGCUCGCGUUCUUCCGUCUUGUCGAGCGCAUCUUCGAUCUGGACGUCGUAGGGUUAGAAGCCAAGGAAGAAACCCUUUACGUGCGAGAGGGGCCCAAGGAUCGGAGCAUAUUCAACGCAUUUCCUUCGGAGCAGUUGAACAGCGAUCAAGACAAGCAGGCUGCUAUGGCCUGGAUGAAUUGUGGUAGCUCUGAAGACUACGUGCAAGUUCUUGUUGAGACUAUGCUCCAAGAUGUCCCGUUCAAAGUGUCAGAGGUUCGGAUUCCGAAAGUCAAGUAUCUACGUCGGGUCGUCGUCAUCGAGCCGGACGGGCACGAAAGCGACAGCUCUAAAUCUGAGCACGUCAUGUUCAAGAUCACCAUCAACGAGGAUGAAGAUUACGCGUUGGAUGUCACCGGUGCUCAAUUCGGCUUCUACGAUCCCGUCACCCCAUGGGGAUCAUACCAGCAAACCCGCAUCGAAACACUGGGAAAGAUCCGACCCCUCAAGCAUCUUCAAGACAGCCACAGACUGCCCAGCGCCGGUUUCAGCAAGCAGAACGGGUGGGAUGCCACGAGGAAGGCUCUGAACCGUCAAUUCGCGAAGACCUUCGGCACCGCUUCAAAGGCCUGGCAGGCGAAGAACGGAUCACUCUCCGCCAUGCUCAAGCUGCGCGAGCAAACCUUCCGCCAGAGGCAGGGGGAGCUUCUGGACUUCAUCGACGAGCGUGUUGGGGCGAGGCAGAAGCAGCUGCAAGAGGCCAAGGAUCCGGAGAAGGAGGCUCUGCGAGCUUCGUAG
This is a messenger RNA of Letharia columbiana, 1011 nucleotides long. RefSeq lists its product as uncharacterized. The coding region runs from base 1 to 1011 and encodes 336 amino acids. The transcript has 3 exons. The record is from RefSeq and is a predicted model, not a curated record. Lineage: Eukaryota; Fungi; Ascomycota; Lecanoromycetes; Lecanorales; Parmeliaceae.